Messenger RNA from Coregonus sp. 'balchen', 7419 nucleotides. The record is from the annotation of a GenBank genome assembly. Lineage: Eukaryota; Metazoa; Chordata; Actinopteri; Salmoniformes; Salmonidae.
AUGGACCUCGAUGUCGGUCGGAUUAACCCACGCCUGCCCACCGUGGACUCCGAGGAGGAAAGCUAAACCAACUGACCUCCACCCCCAAAACCUCAAUGAGGAUUAAGCUAACAACAUGAGCUGAGCUAACAACACAACAAUAUGCUGAGCUAACAACACAUUCCUGUUUUUCUUCAGCGGUGUUACUGCCUGGGGUUAGCAUUAGCCGCUAGCUGACUGGCAGUAGAAGAGGAGGAGAGCAGGGGGGGGCCCCGAGCACCGCUGGUGUUGCUGCCCAGGAGAGGCAGGGCAGCGCAGGAGAGGAGCAGAGGGACGAGGAGAGGGAGGUGGGGGAGGGAGAGGUGGCGGGCGGGCAGCGGCACAUGGCCGUGCAGCGGCUGGUGGCGGCAGCAGUGGCGGUGGCCCUGCUGUCCCUGGUCCUCAACAACGUGGCAGCCUUCACCCCCAGCUGGGUGCUGCAGGCCCUGGAGGAUGGACGCAAGCGCAGCGUGGGGCUGUGGAGGAUGUGUCCCGUCAUGACUGGAGGAGAGAGUGGCCGGGAUGAACCUGGGGAUGGGGGGUCCAAUAGGAGAGGUCAGGGGACUCAGAGGCCGUGUGAGGGCUUGGGCUGGGGCUCGGAGUAUGCAGGCUACCAGGAGUCCCGCAGCACCGUCAAAUGUAAGUGGAAUGACGUGUCUGUUUCUUAAAUGUUAGCUCAUUAUGAUUAUUAUUAUUAUUUUUUUUUACAUAGGUCUAGUUCAGAAACUAGGAACAAUGCAAUAUAAAAAGGUAGGUGCCCUGGGAAUGAAGCUCAGACCAGCAGAUCGUUGACGAUGCAAUAACGUUUUUUUGUGCAUGGAGAUCAACAAUGAUCAUGUAUAUUGCCAAACCAGACACAGCAAGAUGUUAAACCCAGUUGUUGACAGUUGACGAAUGUGAUGCAUACAAACCAGAAACAGUCAAUCUCAAUCAGUGAGAAGAGAUGGCCGCCUGGGCUGUAUUGGACUGAUUUAUAACAUACACUGAUAAGGACACUGAUAAAAAAAGGACAGUUCAAAUUCUUACUAUCAAGGCUUGAGUGACUGGUUAUGUCAGGUUAUGACAACAGCCUUACAUUUGAUAUCAUAGUAUGACACACAGCAAUCUGAAAUCAACAGGUCAUCACAGUGACUUGGUCAAGUAGACUACGAUUGGUUCAAGCAGAAGUAAAAAAAAAAAAAAAGGUGUCUUUGUCUAUAGUUUGAGAUGAAAAUCUGCACAAUUCAUAUGGAUCCAUCAAUAACAAUGUAUCAAUAUGUCCGUAAACAUACUGUUAACCUGACGUCUUGGCCAGAGAGAUCAUCCUAGAAAAGUAUCCCCCUCUCUCUGCCCAUCAGUGCAGUUUGACAUGAUGCGAGCGUGUAACCUGAUGGCUACGGUGGCGCUGACGGCCGGGCAGCUCAUCUUCCUGCUGGGCCUGAUGGAGCUGCCCUUCAUCACCCAGGACUCCCAGUGGUGGGAGGAGGCCAUCGCCGCACUGUUCCAGCUGGCCAGUGAGUACCACACCAACCUAGUUAGAGCUACAGUCUGGGAAUCUGUUAAAUGUUUUAUAUUUAGUCGUUGAUUCUUGAAGAAUAACGAAUCCAAGAAUGUGGCUUUAAUACACUGACCACAGAACAUGGGGCAGGGUGUUUAUAGCUACAUGUAGCCUACCCCAGUGUCUGCAACCUCUGGUUCACGGACCGCCACUGGUCCAUGGGAUGAUGGUUUGCGGUCUAGGAGAUGGUUAGCUGUAUAUGAUUUUGUCAGUUGUCAGGUACUAGUUGUAAUGUAAGAGGUCAUUCAAGGAGGCAGAAAGGACCCUAGCUUGCCAGUCCCUUGUAAAAAAAAAGAGGUUGAGAAACACUGGUCUAGAUUAGUGUAUACUCUAUGUAUAUCUGUGGCUCUGAGAUGGUGCACAAAUACAAGCAACCAGAUGUGGCAGGCUGUCCAACACCUACAAUAGAGAAAAAAACGGAAACUUACAAAGCCUGGACAUGAACACUGCAGAUGGCCAAGUAGUCGGUCAUUCUAUGUGAAAAUAAAAAGACAAAUGCUAAACACAGGCAAUGUCAAAAAUCAUUUUUCAAAGGAUCUUUCUGUGAAAUAGAACAUGCAUGGACAUUUUUGUUUCAUUUUCACAUGGAAUGAUUUUGCAGUUUUAAAGCUUAUUUCCUGCAAUUCUGUGCAUUUUGCCAUGGUUAAUGCUGUGUUCCUCUGCUCAAACAUUAUAACAAAAUCAAAUGGGCAUGUGCUCUGAAUGCCGGAUUUUUAAAUGUUCGAUUCUCCCUGAUUGUCUAGUUUAUAUUUGAUUGUUAGUUCUCAAGGAUGGAAUUAUAAAAAAAAUGGUUAUAGUUCAAUAUCUUUUCUGCAUGCUUUCUAUCUGGUUUUGGUCAUUUAAGUUGACACCGAAACUGUUUUUCAACCCUGAAAAUUCCUACUUAGACAGCCCGCCUAAGAGUUUUCUAUAGUUCAAGAUUUUGGCAUGGACACAGAGACAUAAAAAUUGUAUCCACAAUGGUAUUCUGUUGCAGCUAGCGAUAUUCAUAAAAUAAUUAUUUUUCACAUAAACCCCCCCCCCCAAAAAAAGUAUAAUAAUAAUUGACGGACCCCUUGCAGUACCGUAGUUUGAAAACCCCUGAGUUAGGCAACCACACUAUAAAACACCUACUGCCCAAAGCAAGACACCAAUGCACUACCAGAUAGAAAGUGAGACUACAGGGGAAUCUAAAGUGAACGAGUAAGUGUCUAACUCUUGAGUUCAACUUUGAAAUGUUCAAUAGUGUUCAUCACUUCAGGAUUUUUCUGAACGUUCCUCAGAUCUAAAAAUGUUCACAGUGUGUUGCUAAGAAACAAAAUUCCCUCGUUCCCCAGUGCAACACAUAAGAGAAACCCGUGGAGCUUUGAGGCUUGGCUAGAGGACAAAAAACAUAAACAAAUCUAGAGACUAAACAAACUAAAAACCAAAACAAGGAUCAGCCGUUAUCGUUCCAAGAUGUAAUUUUCUUGAAAAGUCAAUUAAAGAGAAGGACGACCAGGAAUAGCAAUGGAAAGGAGAGGAAGAGGGGGGUGAGGGCAGACCAAGACUACCUCCCUCCCUCCCGCCAUCCAUCCCAGAGGGCCGUGUGGCAGUGUAGGCAUGGCCCUUUCCCAGUGCCCAUGUUGGGGGGGGGGGGGGGGGGGGGGGGGGGGGGUGACGUUGUCACGUUGUAUUGGGCUCACAUCUUGUUGUUUAGGGAUGUCAGGCCUGGUCAGUAUUGUGGCACAGCGGGGGCAGCAUUCAAGGGUCUGAUGGUUAAAUAUAGCAGGCGGUCGGUGCGGGCUGGGGGGCCGGCCGGAGCUGCAGCGAGCCAGGGAGCGACUGUCGGGCGCCAGGAUAUCCCUGCUCAGGACAAGGAAAUGCCUGCGACUACCUGUUAUGCAAACCCUUAGCAGAGGAGGAAAGAGAAGGGAGCGUACGCAAAAGACAGUUCAACAGAGACUGAGUGUGUGUGUGUGCGCAUGUAUUGGGUUGGUCGGUACAAAAACGUCAUUUUAUACACAUCACUGUAAGGUGGGAAGAGCUGCUGUCCAGAUAAGCUUGGCCUAGCUUUUAUGCCCGUGUUUAAAGAAUGUCCAGGAACAGGGGCAAAUAAAGGGUCCGCUCUCUCGACAUGAGAUAAAAUGCAAGCUUCUUCGGGCCGCAUCGCUGGGACCCACCCAAAUCAUCCCUGAUUCCCCUUCCAAAAGAACGUGCCGAGCCAAACUAUUGUUUGGCACAGAAGGACUUGUCUCAUCAAUGUGUGAGAUGUUAAUACAAUGGCAGAAUAAUUAGGUAUGGAUGGAUAUUUAGGGCGGUUGUCGGUAGCUGUUUUCAGCUGCAAAAAAUAAAUAACUGCCCGUCUAUUAUAAACCCACAUGUUGACAUUAGUAAGAAUAGGGACAUGACUAAUGAGUGAGAGAGACACAUACACACCUACUUCCCCCAGAUAAAAAUACCCGCAGCUGGAAAAAUUGCAUUAUUCUUUGUACUCAUAUGCCACUAUAUGAAGACUUCACCAUAUUUGGUCAACAAGAGUGAGCAGAAUAUAGAUGACUUGGUGAGGACUUCAAGGCAGUAGAGAUAACAAUGGUUCCUAGGUAUCAGUGUCCCAAGGCUUCUCAUUGGCUUACUAUAUUGACUAUGAAAUAAGAGACUAUAUGGAAAUACAAACAGCCAGAGCCAAGACCUGAUUUGACAGAUCUUGACAGUGAUUCAAAGGCAAGACUAGCCUACAGUAUAUUAUAAAACAGGUACAUUUCAAUAAUCAAUGCACAUCCACUGUCCCACAGCCCAGCCAGGCAAUUCAUAAUCUUCAUCUCCACCACUUGAAAAAAAACCAUCUUGACAUUAUUUAUAAUAUAUUGAAAACCAGCAGACUUAGUGAUUUCCCAUCAUCCCCAUUGCCUUCACUUAAUCUAGGCCCAUUUCCUGAGUUCAGGACAGUUAUGUAGACCUCCACCGCUCAGCAGUUCCUCUCCUCCCCCACUGAGAGCCAGUGAAUGGGCCUCUCUCUCCCCCUCUCUCUCCGCUGUGAAUGGGAGUUAUUUUUUACGAGCAGCCAGUCUUUCUCGGGAAAGAAUGCUCUGUUUUCAUUUUCGGGAUGUGCCAAACACCUCAGCUAUCACAUGCAGACAGUGGGAUCACACAUUUAUUAUUAUAUUAUAUUAUCAUAACAAUAUCCAAUUCCAUUCAGUGAUAUCUCAACACUGGUUUCAGCAGCAGGUCUGAACUGUGGCUGAGAGUAACACUGGCCUGUUUUCAACCCCUGAGACUGACAGGCUCAGGAAUGUGCGACGGAAUGGAGAGAGCUCUGAGUGAGGAUCAGAGGAUCAAAGAUAAAGGGUUAGAGAUUCAUGUGGGUUUGAGAUGCACAUCCACAGUUUACACUGCUAUGGGGGGAAUGUGCAGUGGGCACAACUGGCACCACACCCAAACUGUGGCCUUGGCUAUUGUGUCUCCCCUACACAUUUACAUUUUAGUCAUUUAGCAGACGCUCUUAUCCAGAGCGACUUACAGGAGCAAUUAGGGUUAAGUGCCUUGCUCAAGGGCACAUUGACAGAUUUUUCACCUAGUCGGCUCGGGGAUUAGAACCAGCGACCUUUCGGUUACUGGCACAACGCUCUUAACCACUAAGCUACCUGCCGCCCCAACGGGGCAAUUGCAUCUCCAAAAAGAACAAUACCAAGGGAAAUAUGUGCUUCUUUCUGGAGGAAGAGAAACGCAAGCCAAACGCGAUAGGCUUAAAAAGUCAAGGAAUUUGAACGCCGGGACCUCUUAGGCUUGUGGGUGACUACACAGCACAGUUGAGUGCACCGCGGAUUAAGCUGAGGGCAUUUAGUGGGCUGGUUGUCAUACCAAUCAUUCUCUAUUAAUUGAAUAGUGCUAAGUCAUUCAGGUAUGAUAUGACUACUAGUUGUCCUAGUUUAAGAAUGACAAUAGAUUAAUUGGAAGGACAAGCAGUAAACUCAGUGAAUUUCCAGGACCUAGUUUUAUUACAAUGAGAUAAGAAUGGGUUCAGUCAGUGUCUUUCAGAAAGGUCGUUGACUGCCUGACUGUGUCAAACAUCCCCAUUCGCUAACCUGAAGCGGGGGGUGUGGCGAGAAGGGAAGGAAGGAAGGAUGGAAAGAGAAAAAAUAGGAAGGAAGCCCGACAGAUUAGACUGUGCCAAAAAAAAGCCGUUCACACAGCUCACAUAGCCUGAAGCCCGGGGACUGGGGAGGAGAGAUCCUUUAUGAUUUUUUUGAAAAUGAGUCAGGCAGGUUAAACACACACAGAUGGACAGACAAACACUUGCACGCAAGUUACAUACUCAAAUGCAGACACAUAAGGAACACACACACAUUUAAAUCACACACAGGCAUAUACAAUUACUUACCGACAAACUCCCAUAAACAAAGACAGGCUUAUGGAUCGGAAUCACCCAUACAGAGAGAGACAUAUACAGCCAAACUCUCACACAACAUUUAAAUAACGCUUGUCCAGCAUUGUCACUGGCUUACUGGCCUGCCACAGGAAACUGACUGUUUCAUAUCCUAAUGGACCAACAUCCCCUUUUCCAGCAAGUAUUUUUGGUCCCUUUAUUUAUACCAACUGUUGAUCGGACAUGCUCCCAAACGAGUGUUAUUGUUGAACUAUUGACUGGCUCCAGUCAUCACUUAAGUCUGGGAAAUUGAGUUCCUCUUUGAGAUCUAGGCUAGUGAUCAAUCCAUUGUGGGUGAUAGUUCAUUUCGGUUACAAAUCAAAUGUUGUCAUCAUACUUUGUGGGGGGACAGGGUUGGUUGGGGGAACAUGGGUAAAUUCCCCACCUUGGUUUUUUCACCAAUUCAUAUUCAAACCAUAAAGCUGAAAUACUUAACUGGUGAAACUGCCAUGUCCGUUUGGGAUAAUACAACAACAAAGAAGUUACUGCAAACAACAAAGACUGUAUUAGGCGAACAGUGCCGCUGUUUCCCCUAAUGCAGACUGUAUCUUGAUGAAAGUUUGUUGAUGAACAGUGAUAUAAAUGACUCAUGUUGAACAUUUCUCUCUUUUUGAUCAUCUUCCCUGAUCAUGGUGACGUAGGCUACAACAAUGUUUUAACGUUACAUCAAUAAUACAUUAGAAAGGCUUUCAAACUGAUUUGGAUAGCUUUUCUGAGAAGAAUGACGGUGAUAUUUCCUUGCGUGUGUCCUUUGAUGUUGAAAUCUCAGUAGUCCUCCCAGAGAGGAAACCUUUAGAAUUCAAAGACCACAAGCAGAGCUCCUUCUGGGCUGAAAGGCUCUGGGAGAAUUUCUAAGCACAGCAGGCCAAUAUGCCGCAUGAUCUACCUGUAUAAAAUUUUCCUACUAUUAUGUGGCCAUACUGAAUAUAAUUGGGACCAAGGGUCAUGUGGCUUCCUUUAUUCAUCCCAGCAACUGAUUAUCCCCCAUAGAUUUUUAUUGCCCCUCUACUUGUGACUGCUUAACUUGACUAGAACGAAUCGUGAGGAUUUUAGUGGAGUUGGCAACAGUGAGAUUAUGAUAUUCUACCGCCCCUCUCCAUCAAUGUCACCGUUAAAGAAAUUCAAUUGAUUAAAUUGUUUGAGAUGAAGAACGAAAUUCAGAGAUUUGGGAAUCUCUGGUUUGAAUGACUAAGGCCUCAUUGAAUUAACCCUUCCCUAACUCUCUCCCUCCCCAGGUUUUGUGCUGGUGAUCGGCUUGGUGACGUUCUACCGGAUCGGUCCGUACACACACCUGUCCUACUCGUGCUACGUGGACAUCGCCGCCUGCUUAUUGGCCACACUGGCCGCUGCCAUGCUCAUCUGGAACAUCCUGCAUCGCCGCGACGACUGCCUCACACCCCGCGUCAUUGUCAUCAGCCGCUCGCUGGCGUCGAACUUCCACCCACGCCUCGACAACGACUAUGUGGAGUCGCCCUGCUGA